Messenger RNA from Clonostachys solani, 1041 nucleotides. The record is from the annotation of a GenBank genome assembly. NCBI's taxonomy places the organism in Eukaryota, Fungi, Ascomycota, Sordariomycetes, Hypocreales, Bionectriaceae.
AUGAAUCUCGCGAGCAGCCUUCGGGAACGUAAACUACUCGCCUUGCGCGAGAUCUGCGAGGAAGCGGGCGAUGAUGCACCUGAAUACAAUCUCGGCCUCCAUGUCGCAGCUCUCUUCGUUCUCUUAGCAGUCUCCUCCAUGGCAGCCGCAUUCCCGAUCUUCGCGACUAAAUUCUCAUUUCUACGAAUACCCAAUACUUUUUUCUUCAUCGUUCGUCACUUUGGAACGGGGGUUCUGAUAGCAACAGCUUUUUGCCACCUGCUGCCGACGGCAUUCAGCAACCUACAUGACCCUUGCAUGAACAAGUUCUGGACGGACACAUACGAGGCUAUGCCUGGCGCGAUAGCUCUUGCAUCUGUCUUUGUGGUGAUGUCGAUUGAAAUGCUCGUGAGCCCCUUCCGUCGAGGGUCCACGCUCGAGCUCAUGGAGAGUUCGGAUCCAAGGGUAGCUGAGUGCUGCGAGUCAUCUCAAAGAACUAUGGAUCAGAGUAAAAACGCAGAAGUUCAUCCUGUGCCGAUGGACAAGGCAGACUUGCCGAAGCGUGUGCAAGUGAUACUCUUAGAAGCGGGUAUUAUCUUUCACAGCAUCUUUGUAGGCCUCACAUUGAGUGUCACGACGGGAAGCGGUUUUAUAUCACUCUUUGUUGCCAUCAUCUUUCAUCAAACUUUUGAAGGGCUGGCUCUUGGAUCACGAAUUGCCGACGCUGGCUGGAGCAGCAGCUCGUGGCGACCAUGGGCCAUGGCCGUAGCCUACGGCUGCACACAACUUAUACCAGUCAACAGAACCCCCGCCGGCCAGGCAAUCGGCAUCGGCACGCACACACUAUACAGCCCUGACUCCGAGAUUGGCCACACGGUUGUCGGCUUUUUCAAUGCUGUAUCAUCGGGGUUCCUGCUUUAUGCCGCACUGGUUGAGCUCCUUUCAGAGGAUUUUCUGAGCAGGAAGAGCUGGUAUGAGAUGCGUGGUGGGAAGCGUGUGGCGGCCUGUGUCCUUCUCUUUGUCGGUGCCUUUCUCAUGGCUCUCAUCGCCUACUGGGCGUGA